Messenger RNA from Eruca vesicaria subsp. sativa (arugula), 1128 nucleotides. The record is from the annotation of a GenBank genome assembly. NCBI's taxonomy places the organism in Eukaryota, Viridiplantae, Streptophyta, Magnoliopsida, Brassicales, Brassicaceae.
AUGGGAAAAGCAAGCAAGUGGAUUCGAAAUUUCUUAACCGGAAACAAAGAGAGGUCAAAGGAAAAGAUUAUUCAGAGCGAGUAUGGAUUCACUUCACCGGUUCAAGGCAUUCCUAAAGAGAAACGUCGAUGGAGUUUUAGACGUUCUUCUGCCACUAGACCACCACCUUGUGCUUCUACCCUCAAAGAAUCAUCUCCACCGGCUCAACCGCUACAACCAUUUGAGGUCGCAAACGUGGACACUAAAAAUGAGGAGAACAAGAAUGCUACAGCCGCGGAGAUUGCAAUGGCUGUUGAAGAUUUUGCAGCAGUGAAGAUUCAAGCUUGCUAUCGUUCCCAUUUGGCGAGGAAAGCAUUAAGAGCGUUAAAAGGUUUAGUGAAACUACAAGCACUUGUGAGAGGUCAUUUAGUGAGGAAACAAGCCACAGCUACACUUAGAUGUAUGCAAGCAUUGAUUACACUUCAAGCCAAAGCUCGAGAACAGAGGAUUCGUAUGAUAGGAGGAGAUUCACCAACAAAACCCACAAAGCCAAGAACCUCGAUUCAUAAAACUCUGAUCAAUAACAUUUACCACGAGAAUGAGGAGAACACUGAGAAUGUGGAAAUAGACAUACAGUCUAAAUUUUACUCCCCGGUUAUGAGUCCUCGAUAUAGUAACCAUUUCGAGGAUUAUAACACGUUCCACACACCUCAAAGCAGUCCUCAGUGUUUCAGAUUCAAAGAGUAUUACAAUGGAGAUUCUUUGUCUUCUUACGGCUACCCUCUCUUCCCAAAUUACAUGGCUAAUACUCAGUCUUCUAAAGCCAAGGCUCGGUCUCAGAGUGCGCCGAGGCAGAGACCUCAUGAGAUCUAUGAGACGAAUACAAGCGUGAGGAGAAAAUCUUCAGUGGAAGCACCGAGGAACAACGGUGUGAUUAAGACUGUACGGAUGCAGAGAACUUCAUCUCAAUUAGGAAAGGAAAGUCAUCAUCAGUAUUAUCCGUGGAUGGCCACUAAACUCGAUAGAUCUAACAUUUCGCUUAUGGAGAGUGAAUGUGGAUCUACCAGUCCCAUUAUGACCAAUAUCAACCACGGUAGUCAUGUUAAUAUAUAUGAGUUUGAAAUAUUACUUGUUUCCCAAGAAACGUAA